Molecule: messenger RNA, 1473 nt
Organism: Triticum aestivum (bread wheat)
Lineage: Eukaryota; Viridiplantae; Streptophyta; Magnoliopsida; Poales; Poaceae
Product: 3-isopropylmalate dehydrogenase 2, chloroplastic
Exons: 11
Coding region: 29-1231 (400 amino acids)
Biological process (GO): L-leucine biosynthetic process
Molecular function (GO): 3-isopropylmalate dehydrogenase activity; magnesium ion binding; NAD binding
Source: RefSeq, a predicted model, not a curated record
ACGACGCCAGGCCGACCCAAGCACGACGAUGACUCAGCUCCAAGCUGCUCCGCUCAAAACCCUAAGCUUUUCCGGCCGGCGGAGCGCCGUCGCGGCGGCGCGGCCGCGGCAUGCGACGGCGACCUUCCGCUGCUCGGACGCGGCCCGGAGCUACAUCAUUACGCUGCUCCCGGGCGACGGCAUCGGCCCGGAGGUGGUCGCCGUCGCCAAGGACGUCCUCUCCGCCGCCGGCGCCAAGGAAGGCGUCGAGCUCCGCUUCCGGGAGAUGCUGAUGGGCGGCGCGGCGCUGGACGCCGUCGGGGUGCCGCUCCCGGACGAGACGCUCGCGGCGGCGCAGGCCUCCGACGCCAUCCUGCUCGGCGCGAUAGGAGGGUAUAAGUGGGACAGCAAUGAGAAGCAUCUCAAGCCCGAGACCGGGCUGCUCAACAUCCGUGCCGGGCUUGGCGUGUUUGCCAAUCUGCGGCCAGCCACAGUGUUGCCGCAGUUAGUAGAUGCAUCUACUUUGAAGAAAGAGGUGGCUGAAGGAGUUGACAUCAUGGUUGUCAGAGAGCUUACUGGAGGGAUUUACUUCGGACAACCUAGGGGUUUUGGUACCAAUGACAUGGGAGAGGAAAUUGGCUUCAACACUGAAAUAUAUUCAGUUUCUGAGAUUGAUCGUAUUGCACGUGUUGCAUUUGAGGUUGCUCGAAAGAGAGGAGGGAAACUAUGCUCUGUAGACAAAGCGAAUGUGCUUGAGGCAUCUAUGCUUUGGAGGAAGCGGGUAACUGCAAUAGCUUCUGAAUUCCCUGACGUUGAGCUCUCACACAUGUAUGUUGAUAAUGCUUCAAUGCAGCUUGUUAGGAACCCUAAACAGUUCGACACAAUUGUGACGAACAAUAUUUUUGGUGACAUAUUGUCGGACGAAGCAUCCAUGAUCACAGGAAGCAUUGGAAUGCUCCCAUCUGCUAGUGUUGGCGAAUCGGGACCGGGCCUAUUCGAACCUAUCCAUGGCUCUGCCCCUGACAUUGCUGGGCAGGACAAGGCAAACCCCUUGGCUACAAUUCUCAGUGCCGCAAUGCUACUGAAAUAUGGCCUCGGUGCUGAAACUGCUGCCAAGAGAAUCGAAACCGCGGUUACGGAGACGUUGGACAAUGGGUUCCGAACAGGGGACAUAUAUUCUCCUGGAACGACGUUGGUCGGAUGUAAGCGAAUGGGUGAGGAGGUCCUGAAGGCUCUGGAGUCGCAGAAGUAAACCAACCGGGGGGCAUCGAUUGAUCAGUGAUCCCAGGGUAGAAAGAAGCCUGUGAUGUGUGAUGGUCGAAAGCCCGCAUAGAUAGAUUUGAUCCGGCCGAAGUGUGAUUUUGAUUUUAUUUUUUUUGUAGUGGGAAUUGAGCAGAUGUGUGUCGCACCUUUCUUUUUCUUUUAUCGAUUGAAUUUUUUACCCCAUAAUGAUGAAUAAAAAUGGGAGUCGGUCCCCUUUUACCUGGCUGAAAA